UAUUCUGCCGAUUUAUGUUCCGCGGCACAUGUUCAUCGAUUUUCGUGGAAAUUAGGAAAAGUAAAGCAAAAACCUUUACAAAAUGGGCGCUAUAGCAAGUAGAUACCGUGUAUCGAACACCGGACUUACUAGCACGGACGUGCAAAACAUACAAAACGCUAACAAACGCGAUAAUCCUGGGACAUUAGAUGAAUUGCAUAAAAAGACCAAAGAUGUAAUGCCAGUCAACUUCGAGGGUGGCAAACUUAUGGUGAACAAAGGGAUAUCGAAUCAUUUUCAGAUGUCCCACACCCUGACAAUGAGCUCAAUGCAAAACGGAUACAAGUUGGGAGCGACAUACAUUGGCACUAAACAAAUAUCUCCCACCGAGGCAUUCCCAGUUGUCUUAGGUGACGUUGACCCCGCUGGAAACGUCAAUUUCAAUCUUAUUCAUCAAUUGACAAAUGAAAUAAGGAUCAAAGGUGCUGCUCAGGUCCAAGAAUGCAAGCUAACGGCAACACAAGGUACAAUAGAGUACAAAGGUUCUGACUACACGCUGGCCCUGGCUGUUGGUAAACCUGACUUCAGUGAAAAGUCCUCUGUAUUUGUAGGCCAUUAUUUACAGUCAGUAACCCCUCGUCUGGCACUUGGAGCUGAACUCGUGUAUCAAUCUAGUCCACGCAUCGCGGGUGGUGAAAUAGCCAUCGCUUCCGGCGCAGCUAGAUACACUAUGGAUGAUUCUGAAAUAUCAGCGACGCUCGGCGCGGCAAGCUUGCACGUCUGCUAUUUCAAACAAGCGAGUGAACAAUUACAGGUGGUAGCAGAAAUAGACACGUCGUUCAGAGGGAUGGAGUCGGUUGGUACGAUCGGUUAUCAAGUAACCAUACCCAAAGCGGAGCUGGUCUUUAGAGGUAUGGUAGAUUCCAACUGGAAUAUCGGAGCCGUGUUAGAAAAGAAACUCCAACCGUUGCCGUUUACAUUUGCUUUGUCCGGAAUGGCAAAUCAAGCGAAACAGCAGUUCAAGUUUGGUUGCGGACUCAUCAUCGGUUAAUAGUGUUUUGUGAUUGUGGAGUGUUUGUGUCUAGUGAUGUUGCAUCGAGAUAAUGCUAUUAUUGUAAGUAACUAUAGAUUAUAGACUCAUGCACAA
This is a messenger RNA of Melitaea cinxia (Glanville fritillary), 1126 nucleotides long. RefSeq names its product mitochondrial import receptor subunit TOM40 homolog 1 (gene Tom40). Bases 83 to 1030 code for a protein of 315 amino acids. NCBI's taxonomy places the organism in Eukaryota, Metazoa, Arthropoda, Insecta, Lepidoptera, Nymphalidae. Gene Ontology annotation, biological process: protein import into mitochondrial matrix. The transcript is spliced from 8 exons. The record is from RefSeq and is a predicted model, not a curated record. Gene Ontology annotation, molecular function: transmembrane protein transporter activity. Gene Ontology annotation, cellular component: mitochondrial outer membrane translocase complex; mitochondrial outer membrane.